Molecule: messenger RNA, 4267 nt
Organism: Mandrillus leucophaeus (drill)
Lineage: Eukaryota; Metazoa; Chordata; Mammalia; Primates; Cercopithecidae
Gene: POLA1
Product: polymerase (DNA directed), alpha 1, catalytic subunit
Exons: 35
Biological process (GO): lagging strand elongation; mitotic DNA replication initiation; DNA replication
Cellular component (GO): alpha DNA polymerase:primase complex
Molecular function (GO): pyrimidine nucleotide binding; purine nucleotide binding; DNA replication origin binding
Source: RefSeq, a predicted model, not a curated record
AUGGCUGACAAUUUUGUAACAUCUCUUGUAAAUUUUUUCUUUUUCCCCGCUGUGUCAGAUUCAGGGAGUUUUGUAGCUUCUCGAGCCCGGCGAGAAAAAAAAUCAAAGAAGGGGCGCCAAGAAGCUCUAGAAAGACUGAAAAAGGCUAAAGCUGGUGAGAAGUAUAAAUAUGAAGUCGAGGACUUCACAGGUGUUUAUGAAGAAGUUGAUGAAGAACAGUAUUCGAAGCUGGUUCAGGCACGCCAGGAUGAUGACUGGAUUGUGGAUGAUGAUGGUAUUGGUUAUGUGGAAGAUGGCCGAGAGAUUUUUGAUGAUGACCUUGAAGAUGAUGCCCUUGAUGCUGGUGAGAAAGGAAAAGAUGGUAAAGCACGCAACAAAGACAAGAGGAAUGUAAAGAAGCCCGCAGUGACAAAACCGAACAAUAUUAAGUCAAUGUUCAUUGCUUGUGCUGGAAAGAAAACUGCAGAUAAAGCUGUAGACUUGUCCAAGGAUGAUCUGCUAGGUGACAUUCUACAGGAUCUUAACACUGAGACACCUCAAAUAACUCCACCACCUGUAACGAUACUGAAGAAGAAAAGAUUCAUUGGAGCUUCACCGAAUCCUUUUUCUGUGCACACCUCCACGGCAGUUCCUUCAGGAAAAAUUGCUUCCCCUGUCUCCAGAAAGGAGCCUCCAUUAACUCCUGUUCCUCUUAAACGUGCUGAAUUUGCUGGCGAGCCUAUACAGGUCGAGAGUACAGAAGAAGAGCAGGAGUCAGGGGCAAUGGAGUUUGAAGAUGGUGACUUUGAUGAGCCCAUGGAAACUGAAGAGGUGCACCUGGAGCCUAUGGCUGCCAAGGCUUGGGACCAAGAGAGUGAGCCAGCAGAGGAAGUGAAACAAGAGGCGGAUUCUGGGAAAGGGACCAUGUCUGACUUAGGAAGAUUUCUCCCAGAUGUCUCUUGUUGGGACAUUGAUCAAGAAGGUGAUAGCAGUUUCUCAGUGCAAGAAGUUCAAGUGGAUUCCAGUCAACUCCCAUUGGUAAAAGGGGCAGAUGAGGAACAAGUAUUCCACUUUUAUUGGUUGGAUGCUUAUGAAGAUCAGUACAACCAACCAGGUGUGGUAUUUCUGUUUGGCAAAGUUUGGAUUGAAUCAGCUGAGACCCAUGUGAGUUGUUGUGUCAUGGUGAAAAAUAUCGAGCGAACGCUUUACUUCCUUCCCCGUGAAAUGAAAAUUGAUCUAAAUACGGGGAAAGAAACAGGAACUCCAGUUUCAAUGAAGGAUGUUUAUGAGGAAUUUGAUGAGAAAAUAGCAACAAAAUAUAAAAUUAUGAAGUUCAAGUCUAAGCCAGUGGAAAAGAACUAUGCUUUUGAGAUACCUGAUGUUCCAGAAAAAUCUGAGUACUUGGAAGUUAAAUACUCGGCUGAAAUACCACAGCUUCCUCAAGAUUUGAAAGGAGAAACUUUUUCUCAUGUAUUUGGGACCAACACAUCUAGCCUGGAACUAUUCUUGAUGAACAGAAAGAUCAAAGGACCUUGUUGGCUUGAAGUAAAAAGUCCACAGCUCUUGAAUCAGCCAAUCAGUUGGUGUAAAGUUGAGGCAAUGGCUUUGAAACCAGACCUGGUGAAUGUAAUUAAGGAUGUCAGUCCUCCACCGCUUGUCGUGAUGGCUUUCAGCAUGAAGACAAUGCAGAAUGCAAAGAACCAUCAAAAUGAGAUUAUUGCUGUGGCAGCUUUGGUCCAUCACAGUUUUGCAUUGGAUAAAGCAGCCCCAAAGCCUCCCUUUCAGUCACACUUCUGUGUUGUGUCUAAACCAAAGGACUGUAUUUUUCCAUAUGCUUUCAAAGAAGUCAUUGAGAAAAAGAAUGUGAAGGUUGAGGUUGCUGCAACAGAAAGAACACUGCUAGGUUUUUUCCUUGCAAAAGUUCACAAAAUUGAUCCUGAUAUCAUUGUGGGUCAUAAUAUUUAUGGGUUUGAACUGGAAGUUCUACUGCAGAGAAUUAAUGUGUGCAAAGCUCCUCACUGGUCCAAGAUAGGUCGACUGAAGCGAUCCAACAUGCCAAAGCUUGGGGGCCGGAGUGGAUUUGGUGAAAGAAAUGCUACCUGUGGUCGAAUGAUCUGUGAUGUGGAAAUUUCAGCAAAGGAAUUGAUUCGUUGUAAAAGCUACCAUCUGUCUGAACUUGUUCAGCAGAUUCUAAAAACUGAAAGGGUUGUAAUCCCAACGGAAGAUAUACGAAAUAUGUACAGUGAAUCUUCUCAACUGUUAUACCUGUUGGAACACACCUGGAAAGAUGCCAAGUUCAUUUUGCAGAUCAUGUGUGAGCUAAAUGUUCUUCCAUUAGCAUUGCAGAUCACUAACAUCGCUGGGAACAUUAUGUCCAGGACGCUGAUGGGUGGACGAUCCGAGCGUAACGAGUUCUUGUUGCUUCAUGCAUUUUACGAAAACAACUAUAUUGUGCCUGACAAGCAGAUUUUCAGAAAACCUCAGCAAAAACUGGGAGAUGAAGAUGAAGAAAUUGAUGGAGAUACCAAUAAAUAUAAGAAAGGACGUAAGAAAGCAGCUUAUGCUGGAGGCUUGGUUUUGGACCCCAAAGUUGGUUUUUAUGAUAAGUUCAUUUUGCUUCUGGACUUCAACAGUCUAUAUCCUUCCAUCAUUCAGGAAUUUAACAUUUGUUUUACAACAGUACAAAGAGUUGCUUCAGAGGCACAGAAAGUUACAGAGGAUGGAGAACAAGAACAAAUCCCUGAAUUGCCAGAUCCAAGCUUAGAAAUGGGCAUUUUGCCCAGAGAGAUCCGGAAACUGGUAGAACGGAGAAAACAAGUCAAACAGCUAAUGAAACAGCAAGACUUAAAUCCAGACCUUAUUCUUCAGUAUGACAUUCGACAGAAGGCUUUGAAGCUCACAGCGAACAGUAUGUAUGGUUGCCUGGGAUUUUCCUAUAGCAGAUUUUACGCCAAACCACUGGCUGCCUUGGUGACAUACAAAGGAAGGGAGAUUUUGAUGCAUACGAAAGAGAUGGUACAAAAGAUGAAUCUUGAAGUUAUUUAUGGAGAUACAGAUUCAAUUAUGAUAAACACCAAUAGCACCAAUCUGGAAGAAGUAUUUAAGUUGGGAAACAAGGUAAAAAGUGAAGUGAAUAAGUUGUACAAACUGCUUGAAAUAGACAUUGAUGGGAUUUUCAAGUCUCUGCUACUGCUGAAAAAAAAGAAAUACGCUGCUCUGGUUGUUGAGCCAACGUCAGACGGGAAUUAUGCCACCAAGCAGGAGCUCAAAGGAUUAGAUAUAGUUAGAAGAGAUUGGUGUGAUCUUGCUAAAGACACUGGAAACUUUGUGAUUGGCCAGAUUCUUUCUGAUCAAAGCCGGGACACUAUAGUGGAAAACAUUCAGAAGAGGCUAAUAGAAAUUGGAGAAAAUGUGCUAAAUGGCAGUGUCCCAGUGAGCCAGUUUGAAAUUAACAAGGCAUUGACAAAGGAUCCCCAGGAUUACCCUGAUAAAAAAAGCCUACCUCAUGUACAUGUUGCCCUCUGGAUAAAUUCUCAAGGAGGCAGAAAGGUGAAAGCUGGAGAUACUGUGUCAUACGUCAUCUGUCAGGAUGGAUCAAAUCUCACUGCAAGUCAGAGGGCCUAUGCGCCUGAGCAGCUGCAGAAACAGGAUAAUCUAACCAUUGACACCCAGUACUACCUGGCCCAGCAGAUCCACCCAGUCGUGGCUCGGAUCUGUGAACCAAUAGACGGAAUUGAUGCUGUCCUCAUUGCAACAUGGUUAGGACUUGACCCCACCCAAUUUAGAGUUCAUCAUUAUCAUAAAGAUGAAGAGAAUGAUGCUCUACUUGGUGGCCCAGCACAGCUCACUGAUGAAGAGAAAUACAGGGACUGUGAAAGAUUCAAAUGUCCAUGCCCUACAUGUGGAACUGAGAAUAUUUAUGAUAAUGUCUUUGAUGGUUCGGGAACCGAUAUGGAGCCCAGCUUGUAUCGUUGCAGUAACAUCGAUUGUAAGGCUUCACCUCUGACCUUUACAGUACAACUGAGCAACAAAUUGAUCAUGGACAUUAGACGUUUCAUUAAAAAGUACUACGAUGGCUGGUUGAUAUGUGAGGAGCCAACCUGUGGCAAUCGAACUCGUCACCUUCCCCUUCAGUUCUCCCGAACUGGGCCUCUUUGCCCAGCCUGCAUGAAAGCUACACUUCGACCAGAGUAUUCUGACAAGUCCCUGUACACCCAGCUGUGCUUUUACCGGUACAUUUUUGAUGCGGAGUGUGCACUGGAGAAACUUACUACCGAUCAUGAGAAAG